Messenger RNA from Aspergillus alliaceus, 4997 nucleotides. Its product is annotated as putative GTPase activating protein (Tsc2). The coding region runs from base 92 to 4813 and encodes 1573 amino acids. Lineage: Eukaryota; Fungi; Ascomycota; Eurotiomycetes; Eurotiales; Aspergillaceae. Gene Ontology annotation, molecular function: GTPase activator activity. Gene Ontology annotation, biological process: positive regulation of GTPase activity; regulation of small GTPase mediated signal transduction; negative regulation of TOR signaling. The transcript has a single exon. Gene Ontology annotation, cellular component: nucleus; TSC1-TSC2 complex; cytoplasm. The record is from RefSeq and is a predicted model, not a curated record.
GAGCUACGGUCAGGUUCUUACUGAUCCAUGAUUAUCCAGGUAUAAAACUGGUUGACUUAAACCAUAUCCAUAUACUCGUCCGCUAGGACGCAUGUCUUCUGACGAUGCUUCAUCAUCCUCCAGUUACAAACACCCAACAUCUAGUUUCGCAGACGUUUUCAGAUCUUUAGGCGUUGCCCGUUCCAAAUCGCUUUCACCAAUCUCGGUGCGAGAGAACAGUGAUUCAUUGUCGCAGACGUCGGAUGGACAUAGAAACAGCUGGGUUGCUUUUGGACUUGAAUCAAUGCAUCGCGGUAGUGUUGUUUCCAGUUCUUCGGACGCUUCUGGUGCGCCAGAUUUCGAGACGUCAAUCAGGAACUUGGCACAGAAACAGAACCUUGCUCUUGCUAUCGACGAGGCAGAGCAAGUUUCAAAGUCACUUCAGUGGUUUCCCUCUGAGCAAUCAUUGGCGCUGUGGGAGGCUGGCUCUUAUCUUAUCCAUCAUGCGACCUCUCCAGAAGCCCGGAGAAGCGGCUCUCUAUUAAUGGAAGCCAUUGCAGCGCGCCAAGACCUGUCACCAACAGCAAGGAGAUCUAUCUUUGAGUCGAUAUCUCGUCCAUCGGAGUCCGACGUGGUGCCCGCACGUGUGAUUUCUUUAAUCUCUCUCUCUGAUCAUGGUAGGAAGUUGGAGUUCGCCUCUUCGUCCAUAGUCCCGAUCAUCUCGUCGUUUAUAGUCCCACUAUAUGAGCUGAUCUCGUCCGCUCGACUAAAAGCGAGAAAAGCUAAAGUUGCUAAGGCUAAUGGGCUUGGUUACGACGAUGCAGUCCUGGAUGACUUGCUACAGUUUGCUGUUGACUUAAUCACGUUACAAAGGAAAUCUCCUAGUAGCGAAGAGGUCCAGUCGCUACUCCAUCAGAUCUUCAUCGUCUGCAAGAAAACAAGUGUUGCUGCUGACAUCAAAAACUCUUUGGCUGUAUUUGAAGCUAUAAUUCUCUAUGGAGAUAUUCCGGACGAAAGCUUUGUUCCCAUGCUAGAGGUUCUAUGCAAUAUCUAUGCCUCGGUCAAGUCGUUGUCUGGCCCCACAUCACGGACUGUGCGCAAUCUUGCAAAAUCAAGGAGACAGGACGAGAUGGUCAAUACUCUCUAUUCGUUCUUGUUUGAAUCUUCGGAAGAGCAUGGGCGGAAUCUCAACAUUUUGCGUGGGACGGUACAUGUGUUCACAGAUCUUAUCCGCGCACACGGUCAAGAUGGAAUACCUCAGCUUCAGUUCGAGCAGCUGAUGGACUCUCUCCAAAUCGUUCUACAGAAGGAUGACGGCAGGCUAGAAGCAGACAUUCUGGAUUUGUGCCUGAAUAUUCUGGAGGGCGACUUUUAUCGCGUGGCUCUAGAGAGAGACUGGUCGGGCUUCAUCAACAUUAUCGUCUCUUGUUCGCUUAGAGCUAUCGACGAACCGGGAGAGUGCUCAACGUCAAGCUCCAGCUCACAUCUGGCUCAUCCGAGAGCCAAUAUGUUAGACGAAGCGAGGUCCAACAUUUUAGCCAACAUCAUUCAGAUCGCCUCCGCUCUAGAGGCUCUUUGGGAGCGCAUGAAUCGGCAGCAAAAGUUGGACGCCACGCGUUUCCUGAUGAAUGUCUGUCAACAUGUAGAACCCCCUCAGGCUGAGCUUAUUCUUAAUACAAUGAGAACCGAGAAGCUUUGCUUCCCCGAGAGCCCUAACUGGGUACAGCAUUGUCAGAAAUUGAUCCGCUGUUUCGUUCGAUCUCGCGCCAAACCAUCAGAGAUUCGUAUCCUGGCCCUGGACACAGUAAAAGAGGCUUUCACAAAUUAUGAGAGUCUAGCUCAGUUUCAGUCACAUGGGCUUCUUAAUUCAACGCUAGAGAACUUCUCUGAUGAGGAUGAUAUCUUGUUCCUCGAAUCACUCGUCUCCUUUGUUGUCGAUACUGCUAUCCUUAUCAGCGAUGAGGCUACCUUCGGCUUUUUAGUGGACGCCCUGAGCUCGCCGAUGAACAAAGAUUUGAGCAAAGAUGGGCCACAUGGUGCAGAGUCGCCGACACUGACCUCUCCACAUUCCCCAUCAACUGGCAGUAUGUUAGAGUCAUCUCUAGCCAAUGUUUGCUCCAUAGGCUUAGUUAAAGUGUUUCUCCGUUCGUUGAACUUGUCUGCGAGUAAAGCUGUUUUAGUCUUUGAAUCGCUUUUGAAGAUUGCUUAUGGCUCGGAGAGACCGGUGGACUCUCGCCUAACCGUGCUCAAGGUGUUGUUUAGGCUCCGAUGCGACUCUUCAGGCUCCAUUGCAGUCUUAUCUGUCUCUGAAAAUGACUUUUUGAUGAACAUCCCUGCUCGAAAUGCCGAUGCGGGCCCCAAGCCACACACUGCUAUGGAAGAGCAUACCGGAGAUUACAGCGCAGAUAACGAUAGCCCACGCAUAUCAGCAUCUGCUAAAUUGUCAACAAAAGACACUGCUAGUACUUCUUCGAAGUCUUCUGGGCGGAAUACAGGUAUCCCUUUACGUGCGUCGAAGUUGACACCGCCGGUAUGGACACUUGCCUCCUCCCAGGUACUUCCUGAGCAGCCACCAGAUGAGUCGAGUCCAUUCGUGUAUGCUUAUGCAACAUCCGACGUGUCGCCUAAUUCAGAAUCGGACCCAGCGCAGAAGGUUGCAUUGAAAGCAAACAUGUGGCUAGAGACCGUUAUCUCACUACUACAUCGAGAUACCAACUGGGAGAUUUACAGCUACGUUCUCACUCAUCUCGUGUCACAACUUCGCAACAAAGAUUUUUUUAGCAAUGCAGUUCCUCAGAUCAAGCUAUUGCGCAGUAUCCUGUGUGAUCAGGUUAAGAACGAUUCCUUCCGUGAGCCCCCAGCAUCCACCGGGGUCAAGAAAACUGAUGUAGCGGGUUAUAUAUUCGAUACAUUGUGCGUACUGAUUGGCUAUCAUGAGUUCUUCGCUAAAAGUGAAGAAGACGAACUCGUUCGUUCGUUCAUGAUGGGUAUCAUUGGAUCUUGGGGAGGUACUUCUCGCGGAUGCAUUCACGCCCUUUCUGUCUGCUGCCACGAAAUCCCGCUCUCUGUGACGAAAUCAUUGAAUGGAAUUCUUGACAAGAUGUCGAAAGUGAUCACUCUUGCCAACCUUGCCGUACAUAUUCUAGAAUUUCUAGCGUUACUCGCACGGUUACCUGAUGUUUAUGUGAACCUGCGAGAAGAGGAGAUUCGUACUGUCUUCGGCAUCUGCAUUCGCUUUCUGCAGACUUCUAGAGAACAGCGCUUUAAAGCUUCCGAGUCAACUAAUCGGAACCCUCAGGUAUCUGCGAAGCUCGGAAGCGGUGUGCGAGAGACUGCUGCUCUUCCUGCUGAAAUGUCUGACCCAUCCCUUCAGGAUGGGAUGUCGAGAUAUAUCUAUACUCUAACACAUCAUGUCAUGGUGUUUUGGUUCUUGUCGUUGAAGUUACAAGACCGAGCGAAGCAUGUCAACUGGAUCACUAGCAGACUUAUAUUCAAGGAUGAACACGGGAAAGAAAUGGUCGAAGAACAGAGUCAAGUUUUCCUCGACCUAAUGCAGAGGGUUGCCUUUACCGACUUGGGCGAAACCAUUCCGUAUGUGACAUUCCCUCCAACCCCAGCGGACGGACCUGUUUCGAAGAAGUCAUGGGUGGUGGGCAUGAGCAUAGUCACUGUGGAGAUAGCCGGAGUAUCUGGCUUAACUCAAAUCACAAAGAGACAGGCAUCAGGAACCACGUACGCUAUGUACCAGCAACGGACCGCUCCUGUCCUUCCGCAUCAGGUUCCUCCAACCCCGGAUGCUCACCUGCAUGGUGACGGCAUGCGCACUGCUGUUCUUCCAAGUCACGUCAUGCUCCAGCUAACAACUACGGCUUUCCCGACACCUACCGCAAUGCAGCCAAUUCCACUUCCCGAGGAUGACAUUACCCGUCGAGCACUGAACACUUUCGACCGAAAUGAUAUUGUGGACGGACACAAGAUUGGUGUCAUUUUCAUAGACAAAGGGCAGACGGCCGAGGCAGAUAUUCUUUCCAAUACGAGUGGUAGCCCCGACUAUGAGUACUUCUUGUCGAGACUUGGCACCAAGGUUCCUCUUAGAAGUGCUCAAUUCAAUACUCAGGGAUUGCACCCUGAUAUAGACGGGGAAUCUACCUACGCAUGGCGUGACCGGGUCACAGAAAUCGUGUACCACGUAGUAACAAUGAUGCCUACCAAUUUCGACAACGACCCUUCCUGCGUCAACAAAAAACGCCACAUAGGAAAUGACUUUGUCAACAUCAUCUUCAAUCGCUCAAACAUCCCAUUCAACUUUGAUACAAUACCGUCACAGUUCAAUUUCGUGAACAUCGUUAUUAGCCCCGUGUGUCGCAUCGCCGAUGGGUUUGAGUCUGCAAAUAUGGACACAGCUGGUUUUGAGAACUUCUAUUACCACGUCCAGGUGAUGAGCAAGCCCGGCUUCCCAGAAAUUUCGCCUGCCGCCACGCCCAAGAUUAUUUCCGGGAAAAAUCUAGCUGCAUUCGUGCGUUUCCUUGCCCUAAACGCGUCAGUAUUUUCUCUCGUUUGGAACAGUCAAGGAGGCGAGCAUAUUUCCUCCUGGCGCAACAGGUUGCGGGAGAUCAAAAGACUUCGUGAGCGAGCAUUGGGUUCCCAGACUCAGAGCCCCGAAGCCACAGAGGGUGCUUAUCCUGGCCAACGCCGCAAUACGAAGGCUAACAUAUUUUCCGAGGAACUGCCAUCACGCAGUACUCCUACCCGGUCAGACUUUGCUACUGACUGGAAUGCGUCUGCAGAUGCAAAUAUCCUUCAGAACCUGGAUUUCUCCCGGUGGGGCCGUUGAAAGGAUCCUCGUUUUCUAUGUUGAGGUUGAAGUACUGCUUAAAGCUUUUGAUCUGGCCUACCUCACGCGUGGGAUCGAUGGGGUAAAAGGGCAAAUAUUUUGCCCUAACCUCGCCUACAUCUAACAUUUAUGACUUCUUUACCACGAUGGAUUAAUGUACAUCUCCAGUUAUUCAGCCUGUGUC